AGCACACGGGGUGGGAAGGCUAGGUAGCGAGAACCUGCCAGUACGCUUCAUAUAUAAGAGCGCGCGCCAAUGGACGAAGGAAUUUAGUUUGAGCCUGACCGCUUCAAACGUUGCGCAGCAAGCAGUGCGUGUGUGUGUGUGUGUAUGUGUGUGCGAGAGAAAGAGUGCGUGCGCGUGCGUGUGUUUGUGUGCAUUUCGUAUACACUUGUUUGCACUUAGUGUCCAUUAUAGUUGGCAGCAGCCCACUGGUGCAACGGAACCGCACACAACAACCCUUCGCCCCACGUGCCCGUGUGUUGCGUGAUUUUUGGAGCAGCUCAGCCAGAGUCAGGCGCCUCCACCAAGGAACAGUGUGACCAGACAGAUACAGCAGGUUGAUCAUCCACAUCAUCAGUGCUACGCGAAAGCAAAUAAAAUACACCAAAAAAACUCCCCACAAAAUGCCCGCCAACGGUGUGUGUAGUGUUGGGCUGGAGGUGGUCGAGGACAAUGCCACCUAUGCCAGCGGCUCGGACAGUGCCGGCGUGUCGGAGGAUGAGGACGUGCAGCAGCUGUUUGUCAGCGGUGCCGAUCGGGUGACCAGUGUGCUGCCCAAGAAGUCGGACAUCCGCAAAGCCUCCCAGGUGGACGAGCAGGGAGCAGCAGCAGCAGCAGCAGCAGUGUCGGAGAAGCGGUACGCCAGCCUGCCGAACCGCGAGCAGCAUCAGCAAUUUCUGGCGCAGUUCCUGACCGAGGUGCUCAACUCGGCCGUGUUCAAUGCGACCGAUCGGGCGAACAAGGUGCUGAACUGGGUCGAUCCGGAGGAGCUGCAGCGGACGCUCGAUCUUGCGCUCAAGGACGAGCCGGACACGCACGAGAAGCUGCUGGAGCUGACGCGGGCCACCAUUCGCCAUUCGGUCAAGACGGGCCAUCCGUACUUUAUGAAUCAGCUGUUCUCGUCGGUCGAUCCGUACGGGUUUGCGGGCCAGGUGCUGACCGAUGCGCUCAACCCGAGCGUCUACACGUACGAGGUGUCGCCCGUGUUUGUGCUGAUGGAGGAGGUGGUGCUGCGGGAAAUGCGCACGAUCGUCGGCUAUCCGGAUGGUGAGGGCGAUGGAAUUUUCGCGCCCGGCGGCUCGAUGGCCAACGGGUACGCAAUUAGCUGCGCUCGCCACAAGUUCAUGCCCGACAUUAAGACGAAAGGAUUGCAUGCUCUUCCCCGAUUGGUGAUCUUCACCUCGGAAGACGCACAUUACUCCGUGAAGAAGCUGGCGUCGUUCAUGGGUAUCGGUUCAGACAACGUCUACGCUAUCAAGACCGACAACGUUGGCAAAAUUCGUGUCGAGCAUUUGGAAAGUGAAAUUCUCCGUGCCAAAUCCGAGGGAGCGCUCCCGUUCAUGGUGUCGGCCACGGCGGGCACCACCGUAAUUGGUGCGUUCGAUCCACUGGAGCAGAUUGCCGACCUGUGCGCCAAGUACAAUCUCUGGAUGCACGUGGAUGCGGCCUGGGGCGGCGGUGCACUGAUGUCCAAGAAGUAUCGUACCCUGCUGAAGGGAAUCGAAAGAUCCGAUUCAGUCACCUGGAAUCCGCACAAGCUGCUGGCCGCACCGCAGCAGUGCUCCACGCUGCUGACCCGCCACCGCAACAUCCUGGCCGAGGCGCACUCGACCAACGCGACCUACCUGUUCCAGAAGGACAAGUUCUACGACACGCGGUACGACACCGGCGACAAGCACAUCCAGUGCGGCCGGCGGGCCGACGUGCUCAAGUUUUGGUUCAUGUGGCGGGCCAAGGGUACGGCCGGGUUCGAGGCCCACAUCGACAAGGUGUUCGAGAACGCGGAACACUUUACCAACAGUAUUAAGGCGCGGCCCGGCUUCGAGAUGGUGAUCGAGCAGCCGGAGUGCACCAACGUCUGCUUCUGGUACGUGCCGCCGGGGCUGCGCGGGGUGCCGCGCGACUCGGCCGAGUACCGGGACCGGCUGCACAAGGUCGCACCGAAGGUGAAGGAGCGCAUGAUGAAGGACGGCUCGAUGAUGAUCACGUACCAGCCGAUCCACGACAAGCCGAACUUUUUCCGGCUGGUGCUGCAGAACUCGUCGCUCGACAAGUCGGACAUGAACUACAUCAUCGACGAGAUUGAGCGAUUGGGCAAGGAUUUGUAGGGCCGCUGGUGUGUGUGUGUGUCCGUGCUCGGGCGAAUUCCUUGUUGUUUUUUUUUCUCUCCCCCUGUUGCUUAACUUAUUUUCCACCCCGUUUCUUUAUCACGUACAGAUGUAUUUAUUGAAAGCAUUCGUUUGCUAGCUAGGAGCUAGGAGGGUAAAAUUUACAACAAAAAAGGGAAGGCAAAACAAAAACGAAUUGAAUGUAACGGUCAUCUUCUUUCCGAAAUGGUGCAAGAAUUGGAAUGGGAGAAGGCAAAACAAAACAAAACAAAAUACAUCGCAAGGUGCACCCAGGUAGAGGAGAUACGGUGGAUGCGAUAGUGGAUAGUGGAGAGACACGGUACAAGUGGAAUAGCAUGCACGUCCAUAAUGGGGGUGAUGUUGUUCGCUUAAGAUUACUUAUUUGUGCUAGAAGUGUAAGCAUGUUCCAAUAUAUAUGACUAUUUUUAUCAA
Messenger RNA from Anopheles merus, 2597 nucleotides. RefSeq names its product cysteine sulfinic acid decarboxylase (gene black). Gene Ontology annotation, molecular function: pyridoxal phosphate binding; carboxy-lyase activity. Gene Ontology annotation, cellular component: cytoplasm. Gene Ontology annotation, biological process: carboxylic acid metabolic process. Lineage: Eukaryota; Metazoa; Arthropoda; Insecta; Diptera; Culicidae. The transcript is spliced from 4 exons. Bases 441 to 2144 code for a protein of 567 amino acids. The record is from RefSeq and is a predicted model, not a curated record.